AUGAAUGAUAUUAAUGAAAAGGAGAUCGACUGUUAAUUGAUAAACUUAUCAAACUUAGAUGUUCUUAAUUGUUUAGAAUACAUAGCCUUCAAUUCUAAUUCUACAAUAGUAUUAGCAAUUUAAGAAAACAUUAUCAAUUCUUAUUUCUUUAAAAACAAUUAUCUAAAACGGAUUUCUAGUAUUAAAGAGUCAAGGAAAGACAAUGAUAAUCUUAAAUAACUUGAAUACUUAAAAGCUUCAAACUCAAUUUUAACAACAAAUUAAUAAAACAUUCUGAUUGCUAAACUUAAUUGUUUAAAUUCAAGAAAAUUUUUGUAGAAAAUAGGCCACGGCUUAUUUGAUGGCUGUUAAACGAUGUUAUUUAAUUAAACUUAAAACAACCUAUUUAUUAGUUGUUUUAAUUAAAUACAUUUUUUCGAAAAGAAUAUCGAAGGUUGGAAAUGCUCUCAAGAAAUUGAAGUGGGUUAUAGGGAUUAUGUGAUUUCAAUGUGUUUAAAUUUUUAAGAGGAUGAGUUGUAAAUUUAUGCUGAUGAUGGCUAUAAUUGCUCAGCUUAUAUUUAUAUUUACCAGAAAAAAACCUAAUAAUAGGAAAUCAAUUGGAUUUUAAUCCAGACAAUUAGUUUCGGAAAUGGAAUAGGAAAAUUAUGGGGAGGAUUUGUAGAUCACCUAUUCUUUUUUAACGAAGGUGUUCUUGAUGUCUAUAAAAAAUCAGAUUAAUCUUAAGACUACAUAUAAUAUGCUUCUUCUUUGCUUAAGAGUCAUUCCUCGAUCUUUUGGCAAUUUUUGCAAAAUAAAUUUGUUCUGCUGAUUGAAAAAAAUAACAGCAUUAUAGUUAUGAAAUUAAAUUUAUAGUAAAAAUUAGAGUUCAUUAAAUCAAUCACAAUAGACAUGUCUGAAUUGAUUAAUAAAUUCUCUUAUUAUUCUGAGAUAAACGCUAUUUUAACUCAAGAUGAAAAGCUUUUAGUUAUUUGGAAUAAAAAAAAAACUUUAAUCAUAAAAAUGAUUAAUAUUUGA
This is a messenger RNA of Paramecium octaurelia, 1014 nucleotides long. The record is from the annotation of a GenBank genome assembly. NCBI's taxonomy places the organism in Eukaryota, Ciliophora, Oligohymenophorea, Peniculida, Parameciidae.